AUGGAUGACGUAGCGGUAAAAGAACUGUUCAUACUGGUAUGUAAUCUAUAUGGUGGCAACGUGAAAUUAUCGGUGCUUGAGGCAGCACUUGGCAGUCAGAAAUGCAGGGAAUAUUUUCGCGGGUCUAAACCGGAAAUUUUCUUCACUCGCCAUGCUAAACUAUUUAGUAUUCAGAGAAUGGGUAAUGACUGGAUGGUGACCACAAAGUAUGACCUUGGUUAUUGCAGUGCUUACCACAGCAAAGAGGGGUGUAAACUAUCCAGCUGUACGCGCGUUCAUACCUGCCGUUAUUUUCUGUUGGGGACGUGUCAUCAUGCCCAAAAGUGCCAAAAGUCGCACACUUUUACCGAUUCACACAAUUUUAGCUUACUACAAGAACAUGGCGUAUCACGGUGGGGAAAAGACGAGCUGCUUAAACUGAUCAACCUGAGCAACCCGGUCGAGUUUAUCCCGUCAAUAUGCUUCUACUACAACCGCGACUCUGGGCCAGGCUGUACUAAGGGCGACCAAUGCUUUUCCAUACAUCUGUGUGCUGACUUCGUUGCUGGCGUCUGUAAACGAGGAAACAGCUGCACACACACACAUAAUUUACGCUCUGAGCAUUCGGCUUCAAUUCUUCGUAACUAUAAUAUCGAUAUAAGCAAAUCAAAUAAAGAAAUUCUGGGUAUUUUACGUAGAGGACUUUCAGCGUCUAGUUCCCGUAAAAAACGCGGAAGUGUUCCUGACACGUCGAAUCCCGGCGCAGUAACGGACGAGUCGACGUUGGUGGACGAGUUGGCUUUAUUGAUUCGUAAUUCCCAUAGAGGCAGCGUACUUAUACCCGAACUGAUUCGGUCAAUUAGUGGUCAGAAAUUCUCGCAGUACUUUGGAAGUUCCAAACCUGAAAUUUUCUUCUCAGGGCAUACAGAUGUGUUCAACAUACAGAGAGAGGGUGGAAGUUUUCGUGUUACUAUUAAGCAGUCUCGAUCCCAAACGUAUAAUCGUGUUCCUGCUCCACUAAAACCAAAUUAUAAUCAUUCUGAUAAUGGUAAUGCUGCCACUCCAAAUCCACGAAAACCAAAUAAGUUACUAUUUUGUUCUGACUAUGUGUCUAAAAAAGGAUGCAAACCAGCAUGCCGGAAAAUGCAUAUGUGUAGAUACUACAUAAUGGGGACUUGUCGUUUUGAUGCAUGUAGUCACUCGCAUGCUUUAUACGAUCCACACAAUAGUAGCGUUUUACAACAAAAUGGUGUAAAAUCUUGGAACCAAGAGCAACUGAUGACCCUUAUUAAACAAAACAGCAUUCGUGCCUUUACCCCAUCUAUCUGUUAUGCUUUCAACUCAGACUCUGGCUGCUCAAAAGACCAGAAAUGUCCCAUGAUGCAUUGCUGUAAAGAUUAUCUUCUUGGUAAUAAGUGUACUUUAACUUCACCUUGCAAGUAUGGCCACCAGUUGACUCUUUCUCAGCCACAGUCAGUACUCAAGAACUUUGGAUUAGAUGAGGAAUCUGUGUCUGUCAUCUUGACUAAAUUACGUGCUACGUUGAAUCCCAAACCAAAAGAUGGAGAGACAACAUCUACAGAUAUCAAUGCCGUGAAAAAAGUGGAAUGUCCUCCCACUGUAUCAACAUCAGCAAACCCAUCUCGACCCCCAAGUGCGCCUGGAAGGGGUGGAAGUGCACGUGGAAGUGCUCAUGGGCGUGGAAGUGCUCAUGGGCGUGGAAGUGCUCAUGGGCGUGGGCGUGGACGUGGAGGUGAACGAGGAAGAGGACAUGUGAAAAAAGCCAGCUCAAUUCCAAACCUGAUGAGUUUAUUCCCAACUGAAGAGACAAUAACCAAGAAAAAUCCGGAAAAAUUUAAAACUGAGACAUCAGCCAAGGAAGCUCCAGACAACGUGAAAACAGAGACAACAACCAAUAAAGCUCCAGACAUAGUUAAAACAGAAAUCUGCAUAAACAAUAUUAUGGGAAGCUGCUCUGAUGUCAAAAGUUGCUCAGGAUAUCAUUUCAAUAUGCCUUACAUGUGGCAGAAAAGAAAUCCUGGUAAGGAAAUCUGGGAAUGCUUCUCAGACGAAUGGAAUAGUGUACUUGAAGAGAAGUACUGUAAUGCACAGAAUGAAAAGUGUGAAAUCAGUCUUGAUGGGUCAUCUAAAAAUUUGAUGGACUUUACCAAGAUGCUGCUUGUUAACUUAGCUCAGAAGAAGGUGCUAACAGUACGGCGUUUGUCCACAAAAGCAGCUGUGAAUGUCAGUUCCAAACUUGGAACUGACUGGUUAUGGUAUUGGAAUGACAAUGAGAAUUGGCAUCAAUAUGGACAGCAGGGAGGUAUUGGUUCAGCUACCAUACGAAGCAAUGAUAUUGAGAGAUCUUACCAAGCGUUUCUUAAAAAAGACUCCACAGUGGAACCAACUCUGCAGUUCUCUGUUGGUCUGGAAAAUGAGUAUGUCAUCAACUUUAAUCAAAUGAUACAAACCAAUCAGAAUACUUCAAAAAAGAGACCAAUCAGAAGACGACCAAAAUAUGUCUCAUCAGACGAUGUGAAGACAAUCAAAGAUGAAAAGAAAGCAGGAAAAAAGAAGGAAAAGAAAAAGAAACAAAGCGGUAUCCCGGAUAUAACAUCUGAGACCAUUCCUAAACACUGGGACAGCUCUGCGGUUGACAAAGGAGAGUACAGCAUAGUGAUGCUUAGUGAGAGUGGCAAUACUAAGGCUGAGCAUCAAGAAGUCGCUUCCCUGUUUCACAAAACCAUGCCGGAUGAUCUAAUUGUGUCAAUUGAAAGGGUCCAAGCAAUCAAUCACUGGAAAUUUUUAUAUGGACGAUACCAAACAAUGUGUGGUAAGGCUACAGAUGGUGAUGUUAAUGUUUACCAUCUAUUCCAUGGAACAGAAGAACGAUAUCUUGAUGUCAUCUGUCGUCAAAACUUUGACUGGAGGUUGAGUGGUUCAAGAGUGGGUACUCUAUUUGGUAAAGGCAGUUACUUCUCUAAAACUGCCAAGUAUUCUGACAGCUACACUGAAAAAAAAGAUAUGUACCGUAAAAUGUUUCUGGCUAGAUGUUUGGUUGGGGAGUAUGCCCAGGGAAAGCCAGAGCUGGUCAGACCCCCUCCAAAAAACCCAAACGACCCCUUAGGUGAACUUUAUGAUACCUGUGUCAAUAAUAUGAAAGAUCCAAAUAUUUUUGUGAUAUUUGAUAUUACUCAGAUUUAUCCCGAGUAUAUUAUAACAUAUAUGAAACAAGAAGAUUUAGGAUAA
Molecule: messenger RNA, 3228 nt
Organism: Saccoglossus kowalevskii
Lineage: Eukaryota; Metazoa; Hemichordata; Enteropneusta; Harrimaniidae
Product: protein mono-ADP-ribosyltransferase PARP12-like
Cellular component (GO): nucleus
Molecular function (GO): zinc ion binding; NAD+ poly-ADP-ribosyltransferase activity
Source: RefSeq, a predicted model, not a curated record